AUGUCUGAAACAAAUGCAAAGAAUCGAAAAAAAUUGAUGAAUCCACACAGUACUGGCAAAAAGUGUUUCGCUUUAGUUCGUAAUAACCUGGAGAAAGAUAAGGAGACAGUAUCAUCUAAGGAUCUCUUUGUGGUUACAAGAAUAAGAAAACCCGGGCGUUUUUACAAGGCUUCAAAUAAGGAUACUACAAGUAAAUUGUAUCAAAUGCAAGAGAGGAUGCAGAAAAUGGGGAAACAAAUGAAGGAAAAAAAGAAAAUUAUGCGACAAGUAGUUAUUGCAGUUGUUAUUGAACAACUUAAGCAUGAGGGAUUAAUUGAUCCUAACGUACUGGCACCAUUGUCCACUCCUUCACCAAGAGAAUCUACUUCUGUUCAACGAGAUGAACAAGCUAAUAAAAUCGAAGAAGACGAUGAAAGCAGUAGUGAAGACUUUACAUAG
This is a messenger RNA of Solanum pennellii, 438 nucleotides long. RefSeq lists its product as uncharacterized. Lineage: Eukaryota; Viridiplantae; Streptophyta; Magnoliopsida; Solanales; Solanaceae. The record is from RefSeq and is a predicted model, not a curated record. The transcript is spliced from 4 exons. The coding region runs from base 1 to 438 and encodes 145 amino acids.